AAAGAACAUUCUUAGGACUAACGAACGAACAAUCGUAAACUGAAUCAAACGCAAAAGAAAACAAUGGCUCUGAGGUUGGGUGUUGGAAGGCAAGCAGGCGCUCUUCUCUCUGUUACACCAAGAACCAGAUUUAGAUCUCAUGCUGCCCUUGGCUUUGGGUUUCUUCCUCUUCACUCCCCAAUCCCAACAAUCCAUUAUCUUCCUGAAUCAAGAUUUUCAGUUAGGGCUACAAGUGGAACAACUGUGGGUGCUGUGGCUCCCAAGAAGGAGAAUGAAGAUCAAUCUUCAAAGAAUUGGAAAAUUAAGAUGCUCUAUGAUGGGGAGUGCCCCCUUUGUAUGCGUGAGGUUGAUAUGCUUAGAGAGAGAAACACAAGUUAUGGAACAAUCAAAUUUGUUGAUAUAAGCUCAGAUGAAUACCUCCCAGAGGAUAAUCAAGGCCUUGAUUAUAAAACAGUUAUGGGAAGAAUACAUGCGAUUUUAUCUGACGGCACUGUUGUUACAGAUAUUGAGGCAUUUAGAAAACUCUAUGAAGCAGUUGAUUUAGGAUGGGUCUACGCAAUUACCAAAUACGAGCCUGUUGCAACCAUUGCAGAUGCUGUUUAUGGCGUUUGGGCUAAAUAUCGCCUUCAAAUUACAGGUCGACCACCUCUAGAGGAAGUUUUGGAGGCGCGGAGGAAGAAGGAGGAACUAUGUAAGGACAGCAAGAGCUGCAAGAUGUAAACAUUUCAGGCAUGCUGAACUGCAGAAAAUUAAAGUCUUAUGUUUUUACCUGCAUUUCAUGUGUAGAAUGUGCCCCAAUGUACAAGAUACCACGCUUUCUUUUUCUCGGUACCUUUAGCAGAAAUUACAUGUAAUAAUGUACAUAUGGUUACAGACUGAAUAUUUGAGAAAAUAUAUGAUCUUUCUGUG
This is a messenger RNA of Ipomoea triloba (trilobed morning glory), 909 nucleotides long. RefSeq lists its product as uncharacterized. Gene Ontology annotation, molecular function: protein-disulfide reductase activity. Bases 64 to 720 code for a protein of 218 amino acids. The record is from RefSeq and is a predicted model, not a curated record. The transcript is spliced from 8 exons. NCBI's taxonomy places the organism in Eukaryota, Viridiplantae, Streptophyta, Magnoliopsida, Solanales, Convolvulaceae.